Molecule: messenger RNA, 1037 nt
Organism: Cylas formicarius (sweet potato weevil)
Lineage: Eukaryota; Metazoa; Arthropoda; Insecta; Coleoptera; Brentidae
Exons: 3
Coding region: 468-1037 (189 amino acids)
Source: RefSeq, a predicted model, not a curated record
GCGAGUACCUUGUCUGAGGUUUCCUGGAGCUUCCUGGUCAUCUCCUCCUGGGUUUUCUGCGCCUCCCGCAUUUCGCUGAUGGUUCUCUGCAGAUCGGAAUUUUGUUGAAUAACUUCGUUUAUCCUCGAACGAAGGAUCUUGUUUUCUGCAGCCAGUUUACUACUGUACUCUGCCAAAUCAUUGUAGGAUGGUUUGGCGGGCUUUUUGUUUACGGGGCUGCGAGACCUUUUUCCGUCGUCCGAAGACGCCGGGGUAUCCUCCGGGUCGGAAAUCGGAUCUUUACGAUCCAUCGUGCGGCCUGCCGGCCGAGGUUCUGCUCGGGCGGUCGUUUCUCGGAGCAGGUAGAUUUCCACUGGGUUAAUCCUUUUAAUGCACUCGUAAUCACUAACUGUCGCGUACACGUCCUCUCUCUUCGGAGGUUCACUUUACUAUACACGAGAUACGUAGAUAUAUCGAACUCUACGACAAUGUACACAACGAAGAUGGACACUCCGUCAACAUUGAUUUUUGAGUCAACCGAUCCCGCCAGACUUUCCAAGAAAAUGCUGGCGGUAUUUUUAAAAAAUUUAUUCAGGUAUGGGAGGAAAGAGGUGAAGAUUGUGAACAAGAGAGUUCAUUUGUAUUUGAAAUAUUCACCGAAAAAUCAAACGAUUCAGGGAAAAUUAAAAAAUCUUCCCGUCCGAUACCUGAGAGUGGCGGCCGAUGACGAGGAAGAAUUACAAUUAUUAUUGAAGGGGAUGCGUGAAUUCUCGGACGUCAAUUUUUAUGCGGCUGCCAUAGAACAGGACGAACCCGUACCGGCUAAAAAAUUCAAGCCGGCUUCGGAAGAAGAGAAAAUAAAAAUUCUGGAAAACAGAAUUUUAAAAUCAGCCACCACUACGACGACGACCACCACCACUCCCACUACCAGCAAAGUUGAAGAUUUUUGCUUCAUUUUAAACGAUGACGCGGACGAGUUUGAAAGUCAAAAAUUUAGUCACAUUAAUCGCGAAGAAACUUUCGAGAAGUACAAUGCACUGACAAUCCAAAAACGGUAA